This is a messenger RNA of Micromonas commoda, 2340 nucleotides long. RefSeq lists its product with no specific name. Lineage: Eukaryota; Viridiplantae; Chlorophyta; Mamiellophyceae; Mamiellales; Mamiellaceae. Bases 1 to 2340 code for a protein of 779 amino acids. Gene Ontology annotation, cellular component: membrane; COG complex. The transcript has 3 exons. The record is from RefSeq and is a predicted model, not a curated record. Gene Ontology annotation, biological process: intra-Golgi vesicle-mediated transport; protein transport; Golgi organization.
AUGGAGGGCCUCUCGGAGAACCCGACAAUCGAGGAGCUCAUCGAGCACCUCCAGAUCGACACCUCGGUCCCGGAUUACGACCAGGAGGCGCACGUGUUUCCCGACUGGUUCGAUCAGACGCCGUUCAAGUCCAAGGACUUCAACGUCGACGAGUGGGUGGAGACCAUGCACUCGCGGGGCCACACCAUGGAGGAGCUGCAAGUUCAGCUGGACGCAUACGGCAAGGUCGUCGAGGGCAAGCUCGUGGAGAUCACCGCCAGAGAUUUCGACAAGUUCCUCGCGCUCUCCGACGAACUGCCCGACAUCGAGGGCGCCAUGAAGGAUUGGGACGCGCCGCUCGAUAAGCUCAUCGCGCAGAUCACCGCGCAGCGCGACGCCAUGCAGAAGGAACUGGACGAGAUGGAGGGCGCGCUCAAGGAGAAGAAGCGCCUCGCGGAUGAGCGCGAGACGCUCGAGCUGAUGCUCGAGACCCACAACGUCGUCGCCAAGGUGGAGAGGCUCCUGCACGAGGUGGGCGCCGGACCCGCGGGCAAGGAGUCCGCGACCGACCUGGAAACGGCCGUCGACGACUCCCUCGGCGUCGCGGACGUCCUGGACGACGACGACGACGACUCAGACGGCGACGCGUCGUCUGCCCACGUCGUCGACGACCGCGCGCAGGUGCUGGAGCGCGUGGCGUCGGAGAUGGGCCGACUCCGGUUCCUGCAAAACAAGGGGAAGAAGCUUCCGUUCGUGCAGUCCCUCGCGGCAAGGAUCGACGCGUGCGAGGCUUCGCUCGGCGCCGCCGCCGCGAAGACGCUGGAGGAGGCACUGAGCGCGCCGGCGCCGAGGGACAGGAGCCGGAUAGAGCACUGCCUCCGCGCGCACGUCGCCAUGGACCGCGCCAGGGACGCCGAGGAGGCGAUUGGGCGCGUCCUUGUGGAACCCGCGGUGAGAAGAGUUGUGGACGCGGCGACGGCGGCGACGAGUUUUCCCGAGCUGCUUCACGCGUGCGUCGCCGCGGCGAUUGCCUCGUGCGAGGUCGAGGUGGAGGCGAGCGGGGACAAAGAGUUCGGGAUGGACGCGAAGAUGUGCAUCCUCGCCAACUCGGUGCUGGCGAAGGUGGACGAGGCGGUGCACGCGGCUCGGCCGGGCGAGUACGGACCAGGCGAGCCCGACCGGUUCAUCCGAAACCAAAAAGCCGCGAUGGCGGCGAUUCGUGGGUUGGAGGAGCGAACGUCGUCCGUGGCGAACGUGACGGCGUUCAGGGAGAGCGAGGCGUUCGCGGCGUACCACAAGCGUUGGAACCUCGCGGCGUACUUCAACGUGCGGAUGGGCGAGAUCGCGGGCGAGAUGACGUCGUUCCUGGACGACUUUUCGCUGGUGCGAGCGGUUGAGGGCCAAACCGGCGGGUUCGCGUUGGCGGCGACGGCGGCGACAUGGAAGGCGCUCGAGCGCUCGUGGAGCGACGACGUCGUGUGCGUCCACGCGGCGGAUAAAUUUCUUCGCUUCGCCGCGCAGAUCGUCGCGCGGUACGGGUCGUGGGUCAAGAUGGGCGCCGACGCGGUUGGCACCGAGCCACCCGCGCCCCCGAGGCGGGUCGUCCCGGAGCACAGCUGGGGAUGCGCCGCCACCGCGGAGGACCUCGCGGCGAUCCGCGGGGACUGCGAGGCGCUCUCGGCGAAGGUGUUGGACUCGUUCGUUCCAGGGAUGUCGGAUACGUUGCGGACCGCGUUCGGCGAGCCGGCGGCGGAUGCGGCGAGGGAGUGCAUGGAGGAGGGCGUCAAGGAACUCGCGCGGGGUCCCGCCGCGGAUAUCAACGGCGCGCUGAUGCGAAUCAUCGGCGACCGGUGCGUGGAGACCCUGAAGCAGAUGAAGGGUAUCACCGCGACGUUCAGGAUGACGAACAAGCCUCUGCCCACGCGGCACAGCCACUUCGUGCCGGGCGCGGUGGCGCCGCUGAAGCUGUUCGUGGAGCAGACGGCGAGGAAGAAAAUAUUGUCGGCGGAGUCCGCGACGCAGGUUGCGAUGGCGGUGGGCGAAUACGUGGCGGGUAAGUACGCCGAGAUGGCGUCCGAGCUGGUGGCCGGGGUCAAGAAGACCGAGGCGAGUCUGAACAGGCUGAAGGACAGGCGCGCGGCGAAGGAUGGGGGAUCCGCGGCGGGCGGCGGCGACGACGGCGAGAAGGGCCCGAGCGACACCGAUAAGAUUUGCAAGCAGCUGCUGCUGGACGUGGUGGAGUUUGGGACGCAGCUGACGAAGCUCGGGACGGACCCGGCGAGGAGCGAGAAGUUCAAAGAGCUGUGGUCGCUGGUGGCGCCCGAGGGGGAGAAGCAAGUGCCGGUGUUCCUCACGGCGUAG